AAAUUUGCAACAAUGCAAUAAUUUUUGUUGGUCGUAAAUUUACCACAACAAGUCCAGUGUUUACCUUCCAAGUUUGACAUUUUUCUUGUCUGUCAAUCGUUUAGUUCUUUCUCCACCAAUCUAAAGUAACUCUUUCCUUGCACUUCAAUUCGGAAACUCUGUGUGGUCCAUUUUUCAUUACUUUAGUUAUGUUAUGUUUUUAGCCAACUUGAGGAGUCUAGGUUGUGGUAGAGGUUGUAUGGUGUAUGCCUGUGACAGUGAAGAGCUCCUUACAACUAUGUCUCAAGAGCCUGUGAUUCUCAAUGUCUAUGACAUGUAUUGGUUCAACCAGUACACGACACCAGUUGGAUUAGGAGUCUUCCACUCAGGAGUUGAAAUCUAUGGGCAAGAGUACGCGUAUGGUGGACAUCCUUACCCUUUUACCGGAGUUUUCAAUAUUAAUCCAAGAGACUGCAACGAGUUGGGAGAACAGUUCAGAUUUAAGGAAAGUGUCGUUGUCGGUCACACCGACUUCACCGAAGCAGACGUAAAGCGAAUAAUUUACGAACUGGGCAAAGAGUAUCGUGGUGAUCGAUACCAUGUCAUGAACAAAAAUUGUAACAAUUUCUCCUCAGAUUUAGUGCAAAUUCUUUGCGGUCAAGACAUACCAUCAUGGGUGAAUCGCUUGGCAUACUUUAGUACAUGGGUUCCAUUUCUUCAGCGAUGUCUACCUGGGGAGUGGCUAACUCCGUGCGUUCUACAAAAUUCCAUUUCUCAACAGCGCCAAUCUAGUAACAAUUCUUCACCAUCAAAUUCCCUCUCCUAACAUCUUGUACCGUCCUGCUCCUAAUUGUGGAGGAUUGCCCGAUCGGUAACGCUGAUUUUUGUUAGUAGGUGUAUUGCGUGUAAAAUUUUGUACAGGAUUAUGUUGACUGAUUUUUAUUAUUAAUUAUUAUUAUUACGGACGUUUGGCGAUCAAGUACGUCUAAAACAUGAAAAAUAAUUUAUGAAGUCAUCAGAGGUUCAGAUUUUUUUUAUUUUCUUCCUUUUGCCAGAAGAUUGAGUUUUCACAAGUUUACAUCUUAUUAUGGAAACAGCAUCUCAAAAUAUUGUUUUUGAGGAUGACAUGAUUGCUUAAGAAUGAGGAUCUUUUUCUCAUGAUUUAUGGACCUCUUUCCCCUUAAUUUUACAGUCGCACGACUCCUGGGCCUCUUGAUCAGUUGAAAAGCAUCACACUUUUUAGACUAAUCAAAGGGCAUGAUUUUUUACCAUUUCUUUGGAAAUCUCUCUUUGGUCGAGCUUUUGACCAAUCAUAAGCCAGUGUAUUUUGUUGUAACUUAGAAUUCUUACUGUUGGUGAAGUUUCCUUGCUUACGCUUAUGCUCCUCCGUAAUUGAAUAGCGGCGUAUAAAAACUGCUCUUGUCCAUUUUUCUUUCUAAUUCCGAGAAAACUUCCUAAAAAUGCUUAUAUCUUUUGAUUAUAGGAUCAAAAAUUGUAUAAAGGCCAAUUAUUACAGGAUUGGAAUUGUAGGAAAGGAUCUCUAAAUGUAUUCUAGCUAUGAAGGUGUAAUUAAAAACAAAGGACACCGGACAUUAGUGGUUUUCACAUGAUAUUUAAAAAUCUCCAAGUUUUAAAAUUGUUUGACUUCUUCAAAAUUCAUCCAAAAGAGAUUGAAAUGUAAGAAUAUUAUUCAAGUAAAAUUGAUAAAACUAAAACCCUGAACAAUUGUGGCAGUUAAAAGAAGUUCCUUGAUGGAGGUACCAAGAAUAACUUGGACAUUAGCGGUUUUCGCCCAAUUCAUGUGUAGUCAGUUUGAAGAAUCGAAGACGCAGAUUAUUGAGUACAAAGUUACUCAAAAAUUAACAUAAAGCAAAGUAUAAAGUAUCCAUGAUUCUAAGUUGAUAUUUAUUCUUCAGAUUAUUUUAAUCUAAUCUCACACCACUAAAGACAGACGUAAAUUAGCGGUUUUUGGACAGCUUUCAGAAUUGGCAAAUGGGGCAUGGUUUUUCUCCUCCAAUAGGGGUUAAAACCCAAAAAAUAGAUAUUUUUAUCACAACAGUGGAUGCCUUUAACCUUGAAAAGUAUCAGAAACUAAAAAUUCCAAAAUUGAAAAAAUGAAUUCCAGCAGUUUUUGAACAACUGUGUUCCAUUAAUUGAUACUUCACCAAUCAUGAUACAGUUUUAUUUUAUUUAAAUUAUUACUUAAUACAUUGAGAAACAUGAA
Bemisia tabaci is the source of this 2203-nucleotide messenger RNA. RefSeq names its product deubiquitinase DESI2. Gene Ontology annotation, biological process: protein deubiquitination. Gene Ontology annotation, molecular function: deubiquitinase activity. NCBI's taxonomy places the organism in Eukaryota, Metazoa, Arthropoda, Insecta, Hemiptera, Aleyrodidae. The record is from RefSeq and is a predicted model, not a curated record.